Vollenhovia emeryi is the source of this 1276-nucleotide messenger RNA. RefSeq names its product nuclear transcription factor Y subunit B-4 (gene Nf-YB). Bases 307 to 960 code for a protein of 217 amino acids. Gene Ontology annotation, molecular function: RNA polymerase II cis-regulatory region sequence-specific DNA binding; protein heterodimerization activity; DNA-binding transcription activator activity, RNA polymerase II-specific. Gene Ontology annotation, biological process: regulation of transcription by RNA polymerase II. The transcript has 2 exons. The record is from RefSeq and is a predicted model, not a curated record. Lineage: Eukaryota; Metazoa; Arthropoda; Insecta; Hymenoptera; Formicidae. Gene Ontology annotation, cellular component: nucleus; CCAAT-binding factor complex.
GCCGUAUUGGAUCCGGACUGUGGAGCCAGGAGCCAACAAACUCAUCAAUAAGACAAUACAGGGACUCUACCCGUAGCCAAUGAACCGCUCGCUCUCACGGAAAGUGAGCGACUCGAUUGGUCGCGCCGCGUCGAUUCGCGAUUGUCUCGCUUUGCGCACGCGCGUAUACGCGUCUGCGCACAGCCGAGAGGAGAGACUCUCGCGCUUCACAAGCAUUCACAAGCGGCGUAAAAACAAAGGUGGGAAAAGGUUAAAGGGUAGACGUAAACCGCCUUCAAUCUGCUUCGCGCGCGAAUUAUACCGAGGAUGGAGAACAGCGGCGAGAGCGGAGAUGACGGUCCCCUGGGUUCGUCCUUCUUAAGCGGUGGCACCGUCGCGACUUCCUACAUUGGCGUGCAGUCGGACGACAUGGAAGAUGAUCCUGAGAACACAGACGACUCGAAUCACGGCACGGGGGACCCCCUACAGAGCCCCGGGGUCUCCACCGGCGGCGGGCCGCUCCGCGAACAGGAUCGCUUCCUGCCGAUAGCGAACGUCGCCAAGAUCAUGAAGAGGGCCAUCCCGGAGGCCGGCAAGAUAGCCAAGGACGCGCGCGAGUGUGUGCAGGAGUGCGUGUCGGAGUUCAUCUCGUUUAUCACGUCGGAGGCGAGCGACCGGUGUCACAUGGAGAAACGUAAGACUAUCAAUGGCGAGGACAUUCUGUUUGCCAUGACCACGCUCGGCUUCGACAACUACGUCGAGCCGCUGAAAGUGUACCUGCAGAAGUACCGCGAGGCGACCAAGGGCGACAACCCGCCGGGCGCCGGGACGCCCGCCGGCAACGGCAAGACGGAGCCGCCGAGCAUGUUCGAGGAUCAGUUGUUCGCCAUCACGGCGACGGCGGCCAGCGUCACCACUUCCGACUCGUCCGUCAUCUACAGUUACGCGUCCAACGAGCAGAUGCAGUUUCAGCUUUCCUGAUCAUUGAGAGUCAAAGUGAUAUUGAUAUAAGUAUUUAUCGUAUUUGUUCCGAGACACACUGUGUGAGUUGUGUGGGGACGAUCGCGCGCGCGCGCGCGCGGAUCCAGUCGCGCGGAGGAAGAAGGGGGAGCGGUUCUCGCUUAGCAAUACGCAUAGCAAAGUAUCUUUAAGUUUUUAACAUUAAGAUGACGAUCAUUGUAAGGCCCGAUCGAGGGACGAUGUGUCAGCGACGAAGUUAAAAGUUAACUUUAAUCUUUGUAAAGAAGCAACUUGUAAGCGGUGUGCGUUAAUAAACCAGGAGACUUCGCGAACGAGA